AUGUCGUCAAUAGUAGUACCAGGGGACAAGCUUCCUAUAGAACUCCCAUCAUCAACAACCACCAAAACCAAGAUAGGUCCUGGAGUUUACAAAGAACCCAAAUCACAAAAUCUCAUCCCUUCAACCGCCGGUAUCCUCCAUAUCGAUCAAAGGACUCAACAACAACAACAGCAGCAGCUCUUAUACAUAGAAUCCAACACCAAGCGAUACAUUCCACAGAACAACGAUUUUGUAAUUGGCACAAUCACCGGAUCCAUGGGCGACUACUACAAAGUCUCCUUACAAAAUUACUCACCCCCAGUGCUAUUAUCAUUCAUGUCAUUCCCCAACGCCAGUCGCAAAAACCGACCCAAUUUGAACGUGGGACAAGUUGUAUAUGCAAGAGUAGUCAAUGAUGAUAAUGACUCGACAUUUGAAACUGAGUUGGAGUGCUUUGAUGCGUCAAAUAAUCGUGAACUGGGUGGGUUUGGAAUCUUAGAUGAUUCUGGGUUUGUUAUUGAUGAUGUUGCCAUGAAUUUUGCUCGUGAGUUGUUGUUUAAUCCUAAACUGCUCGUUUUGGAGGUAUUGGCUACUCGAGUCCAAUUUGAAAUUGCUGUGGGGAUUAAUGGCAGGAUUUGGAUAAAGUGUGGUGAGGGGUUACGUAAUGAGAAAGGAUCAGCACAACAACAACUGAAUCAAGGAGGUGGUGUCGGUGGUGGUGGUGCAAAUGGUAAUGAUGAAGACGAUGAUGCUCUAAUGAAGAGUAGAAGUGACCGCGUUGGUGAUGGCGAUGAUGCAGAAAGUAUAAGAGCUGCGAAUAUUAAAAACUUAAAAGAUACAUUGUGUGCAGUAGAUUAUUUGAGACGCUGUCAAACUAGCCCUCCAGAUGGGUUUAAGCUGCAUUUACAAGCUGCAUUUAAGAGCAAGUGA
Messenger RNA from Lodderomyces parapsilosis, 909 nucleotides. RefSeq names its product exosome non-catalytic core subunit. The coding region runs from base 1 to 909 and encodes 302 amino acids. Gene Ontology annotation, cellular component: cytoplasmic exosome (RNase complex); nuclear exosome (RNase complex). Lineage: Eukaryota; Fungi; Ascomycota; Pichiomycetes; Serinales; Debaryomycetaceae. Gene Ontology annotation, molecular function: RNA binding. Gene Ontology annotation, biological process: CUT catabolic process; U4 snRNA 3'-end processing; poly(A)-dependent snoRNA 3'-end processing. The transcript has a single exon. The record is from RefSeq and is a predicted model, not a curated record.